This is a messenger RNA of Kluyveromyces lactis, 969 nucleotides long. RefSeq names its product S-adenosylmethionine-dependent methyltransferase (gene RKM5). The transcript has a single exon. The record is from RefSeq and is a predicted model, not a curated record. The coding region runs from base 1 to 969 and encodes 322 amino acids. Lineage: Eukaryota; Fungi; Ascomycota; Saccharomycetes; Saccharomycetales; Saccharomycetaceae.
AUGGAAUUAGUACUGCUCGAUGAAGAGACUUUAUAUGAGUACAUUUUCGAACGAUAUGUGGAAUUAGAGGCUAACGCAAACGAUUUAUCUCAAGAUCUCGGUAUUCUGUCGAGAAACGAAUCAGAAUUAGAGAUAGACAUUGGGCCACAUCGCCUAGUGACCAGGAAAAAAAAAGCACCAGAAAGAGAUGAGUAUACAUUUAGUAUACACCAAAACCUAACCUCUUUAAAUUCCAACCGUGAUAAUAAUAACUCGACGACUGGAUACGUCAUUUGGACCACGUCUACUUUUAUUCUCAAAUGGUUAUUAUACAAUGACAACGCUACCAUAUUCACAAGAGGGGGUGUAAAGGAUGAGGUAGAUAUUACAUCCAUUUUUCAAUGUCAGCAAGAUGAUAAACUACGAUAUGUCCUUGAACUGGGCACUGGAACAUCACCAAUGUUUCCUAUUGUUUUCUCUAAUUACGUUGAUAAAUAUGUGGCCACUGAUCAAAAGGACAUCUUGCCUCGAUUAAAAGAUAACAUCCAAGAAAACCAGUCAGAGUGUAGACGGAGACUGCUUAAAUCCAACACAAUUGCUUUAGAUGAUCUUAAGAGACGUACUGAGUUGGAAUGUCAGAUUGACAUAGCGCUGUUAGAUUGGGAACUGUUCUCAGGUAGCAAGAAAUCUAGAAACGAUCCCGUUCUUCAAUGCGGACCGAACUUCCAUCUGACUAUAAUCGCAAUGGAUGUAAUAUACAACGAAUACUUAAUUGUACCAUUUUUAACCACUCUUGAGUCGUUAUUCGUCUGGUAUACCGAACAACGUGUAACGGUAUCGGCAUUGAUCGGAAUUCAACUUAGAACUCAAGAUGUACUUGAAAUGUUCCUCGAAGAGGCUAUCAUAGAGAGACAAUUCAUAGUGCACGCCGUCGAUGAAAAAGAACUUAACAAGUCACGUUUCAUACUCUUACACGUAAAUUUGCCCUAG